AUGCCUAAUCAGCCCCGUCUUCAUUCAGCAGGUUGUAGCCCGCCUUCCUCCAGCAGCAGGUGUAGCCCGCCUUCCUCCAGCAGGUGUAGCCCGCCUUCCUCCAGUAGCUGCAGCCCGUCUUCGCUCAGCAGUCCGUCUCGCAUCACUAUUGACGAUCUUUUAGCCGAGAAAUCUACCUUUGCAAACCUCACUAUUCGAAAAAUUGGACACCACAAAGAGGCUCGCGGCCAUUCAGGCUGGGAGCACGAGUUCCUAGUGGCCGAGAUGUAUAAUGACUCGGAGGGAAUCAUCCCACUAUUGCCCGACGUCGUACGAGUCGUACUCGGGGACACCUUGCAUCCCAUUCCACUUCUGGACGUCUUGUCCCACUUUGGCUAUCAUCCUUCUAAUCUCGGUCGAUCUUGUGAAUUUGAUUCACCUCCUUCGGUCGGUGAGAUAGCAUCUGUACUUGCAGAGAAGAGUAUAGCGGGAGGGGAGUAUUCUUCUCGUGACAAGAAUUGCUAUUGGUAUGCCAAUGCCGUCUUCAACCAUUGUUCGAAUACCUAUGGGGGUGGGAUAUCCAAAGGCCCAUAUUAUGAUGACCUUGGACGUUUCAUGGGCGGUGCACCACAUAAUGCCGUUAAAGAAGGACUUGUGAAUGUUGUCGGUUACGGUGCUGGCAUCGUUGUCGGUGUUGGUGUUGGGAUAGCCUCUCUCCCUCUGAUAUUUGGUGGAGUCGCUGUUACCACUGCGGUCAUCCUUGUGAAAGGGAAGGGGGAAUCUCAGGCUGAGCCUUUACGGUCAUAGGGACAGCUCAGGUGCCCUGUAUCAAGAAUAGUUUCAGUCCUUCUGGACAUACUUACCCCACAGCACGCUACGAUUGCGGUAGUGGCCAUCAUCAUGAAGCUGGUACUUUACGGAAUUGCUUGCUGCUUAAUCCUCGGACGUGGCCCCCUUCGUUGACCCCUCACUCUGCUCAUUCCCCUCUAUAUCCUUCCUCGGCACCUGGAGACAUCGACGAAUUGUUAUAAUACCCCCCGCAUAUAUCUCAUUGUUGACGCUCUUCUGCAUACCCAUCUGGCCCAAUCAGUGUAACGUGACAGAUAUCUAAUGAUGAUCUCUUUCAUCCUAGUUUCUCAUCGAUCUCAUCCUGCGACAGGGCUUCACGUUGACUAUUGUACAAUACUGAAUGUGUACUAUCAAUUGUU
Molecule: messenger RNA, 1187 nt
Organism: Suillus subalutaceus
Lineage: Eukaryota; Fungi; Basidiomycota; Agaricomycetes; Boletales; Suillaceae
Exons: 6
Coding region: 1-786 (261 amino acids)
Source: RefSeq, a predicted model, not a curated record